AUGGUGCUUAUUACAUUUGCCAAGCAACUUGGUCGCGCUGUCAUCAGAAGAAAGGCUGCCACUCCUUUUAUGAAGCCAUCUUCAUUAGGAUUCAACCUCUACAAAGCAUUUUCCACAGCACCAGUCUCCACUUUGAGACAAUUCGGCACAUUCGACGAGGGCUCUAGAAAUCAGUCAUCAGAAGAUUCCUUUGAGCCAAGAACUCCUCAGCCUGCUUUCAACAACCCAGACACCGAUCUUUUUAUGGGAGGACUUGACUGGUCUGCUGGAGAAAAAGAAAUCAAAGAAUUUUUCAGCGGAUUAGGAGAAAUCACUAUAAGAAUCCCUAAAAACCCAGAAGGUAGAUCAAGAGGCUUCGCAUUUAUAAGAUUCAGCAGUGCUGAGUCUGCCAAAAAAGCCCUCGAGAACAACGGAAAAGAGUUACUUGGAAGGACCAUCAAAAUUGCCCCAGCUGGAGAAAAGCCACCCACCAAGAAUAACAAGCUCUUCGUCGCCAACAUAAGCAACUCAAUAAACCAAGAUACCUUGACCCAGCACUUUUCACAGUAUGGAAAAGUUGUAAGCACUAAAAUCGUCAAUGACCAAGAAGGCAAUCCAAGAGGAUUUGGCUUCGUUGAGUUCGAAAAUGCUGAUGAUGCCUUAAAAGCAUUGAAAUCUUCAGGAGUGGAGCUUGAUGGAAGAGCCUUGGUCGUCAACAUUUCACUGCCUAAGUCAAGAACUGCAGAUCAUGGUGAUAAUUUUGGAGCAAGAAGACAAAGAUUUGAUGAUAGCCAUGAAGAAGAUAGAAGAGGAGGAUAUGGAAACAGAAGAGGAGGCGAUGAUUUUGACGGAAGUAGAAGAGGAGGAUAUGGAAGCAGAAGAGGAGAUGAUUAUGAAGAAGGUGGAAGAGGCGGAUAUGAAGGUGGAAGAGGCGGAUUUGAAGGCGGAAGAGGCGGAUUUGAAGGUGGAAGAGGCGGAUAUGAUGGCGGAAGAGGCGGAUUUGAUGGAAGAAGAGGAUCAAAGAGAGAAUAUUAA
This is a messenger RNA of Blepharisma stoltei, 1014 nucleotides long. The record is from the annotation of a GenBank genome assembly. NCBI's taxonomy places the organism in Eukaryota, Ciliophora, Heterotrichea, Heterotrichida, Blepharismidae.